AUGGCUUCUUCUUCUUCUUCUUCUUCUCCCUCGCCUUGCACACUGAGUUACCACGCCUUCACGAGCUUCCACGGACCUGACGUCGGUAAAACCUUUAUCAGUCAUCUACACAAACAGUUUACCAGCAAUAGGAUUACGAUGUUCGAUGAUGAAGGAAUCGAGAGAGGACACACCAUCGACCCUGCUCUCACACAAGUGAUUAGAGAAUCAACGAUCUCUAUCGUGGUGCUCACCAAGAACUAUGCUUCUUCCAGCUGGUGUUUGGAUGGCCUUUUGGAGAUUUUAAAAUGCCGGCAAGCUGGUAAACUAAUAGUGAUGCCAGUCUUCUACGGAGUGCGACCAAAUGAUGUGCAGAGACAGACCGGAGAUUUCGGGAAAGGUUUCGAGAAAACUUGUCGUGGUAAAACAAUCAAGGACAAGGGAAGAUGGAUUCAAGCUUUGAACAAAGUGUGCAGUUUGAAGGGGUUUAUCUUCAGUCCCAGGGACGACGAAUCAGAGCUAUUUGAAAAGAUUGGUAGAGAAGUGACAGGAAUCUUACAGAGGAUUGAAUAUCUUAUUGCUAGAGAAGACACGCUAAAUCCUACAACUUCGACCAACAAAAGCCGGUGUUCCAUUGAUUUGGUCUUCCUCGUAGUCAUCAUCAAUUUGCUCCUGGAGAUUACAUCAGCGGUUGCAGACCAGCUCUCUUCAUCAACUCGCAAGCCUUAUUUCGCAAGAAUCUCUUUGGUUAUGUCAAUUCUCUCUCUUAUCCUCACCAUCAUUGACUUCACUGACAAAAUCAGAGUCCAUAAAGUUCAUUUCCGAUGCAAGUUGCCUAUUCCUUGGUUCUACUAUCCAGCACGUGACUACAGUACAAGAUUUGGUAGUUCCACAGAUAAUAUCUUAUUAUUCUGUGUUGCUGGUCAGUUAAUAGUCUCCACGAUCAAUUUCAGCUUCACUGAAAGAGGACGAGACGGUCCCAUUAAAGUAUCAGUGUGGCCUCUCGUAUUUGCUAUUGGUAUAGUUGUCUCCAAGUUCACGGAGAAGCCACCCAUUUCGAAGAAUAAUUAA
This is a messenger RNA of Brassica oleracea var. oleracea, 1050 nucleotides long. Its product is annotated as disease resistance protein RPS6-like. Lineage: Eukaryota; Viridiplantae; Streptophyta; Magnoliopsida; Brassicales; Brassicaceae. Gene Ontology annotation, biological process: signal transduction. The transcript is spliced from 2 exons. The coding region runs from base 1 to 1050 and encodes 349 amino acids. The record is from RefSeq and is a predicted model, not a curated record.